Labrus mixtus (cuckoo wrasse) is the source of this 2205-nucleotide messenger RNA. RefSeq names its product cytochrome P450 4F3 (gene cyp4f3). The transcript has 13 exons. Gene Ontology annotation, molecular function: monooxygenase activity; heme binding; iron ion binding. NCBI's taxonomy places the organism in Eukaryota, Metazoa, Chordata, Actinopteri, Labriformes, Labridae. The record is from RefSeq and is a predicted model, not a curated record. Bases 128 to 1726 code for a protein of 532 amino acids.
AAUCGCACGACAGGGUGGAUCAGUUUGGUUACUUCGUUUUUCAACACUAACAACUUCUCAUUAUCCAGUAGCAGGGUGAGUGUCAAGUAACCUGGGACUCAGGAUCACGCUCUCUUUCUGCCCCAGGAUGUCUGUCCUUGCUCAGGUGAUCUGGACAGGCCUCUGCCAGGUCCUGCUUGUGGUGUGUGCAGGACUAGGAGCUGUGGUUGCAGGUUUGACGGCGAGGCUUUUGGUGCGACAUGCCUGGUUCACACACAGACUGUCCUGCUUCAGCACGCCACCAACACACUCCUGGCUUGUAGGACACCUGGGACAGAUCCAGAGCACAGAGGAAGGCCUCCUGCAGGUGGACGACUUGGUGGAGACGUACAAACACUCCUGCAGCUGGUUCCUCGGCCCUUUCUAUCACCUGGUCAGACUCUUCCACCCUGAAUACGUCAAACCUCUGCUGAUGGCCCCUGCAAGCAUUACAGUGAAAGAUGAGCUUAUUUACGGCCAUCUGCGUCCAUGGCUUGGACAGAGUCUGUUGCUAAGUAACGGGGGGGAGUGGUCCCGCAGGAGACGGCUGCUGACUCCAGCUUUUCAUUUUGAUAUUCUGAAGACCUAUGUUUCAACCUUUAACACCUCAGCUAACAUCAUGCAUGAUAAGUGGCGCCAUCUGGUGGCAGCAGGCAGCGCCAAGCUGGAGAUGUUUGACCACAUCACUCUCAUGACUCUGGACAGUUUACUCAAGUGUGCCUUCAGCCACAGCAGCAACUGUCAGCGGAGCAGCAGCGAGUACGUGACAGCCAUCAUGGAGCUGAGUGACCUGAUUAUAGAUCGUCGCUUUAAGAUUUUACACCACUGGGACUGGAUUUACUGGAAAACACCGCAGGGAAAACGCUUUAAACAAGCGCUGAAGAUCGUGCACAGUUUUACCAGAGAAGUGGUUCAGAAGCGCCGUGCCCUGAUCAGCCAGCGGAGGGAGACAAAAACGGAUUCUUCACCGCAGAAGAGGAAAGAUUUUGUGGACAUCAUACUACUAACAAAGGACGAGGAUGGACAUGGCUUGACAGAUGAGGAGAUACAGGCGGAGGCAAAUACCUUCAUGUUCGCAGGUCAUGACACUACAGCCAGUGCAAUCUGCUGGACGCUGUACAAUUUAGCGCGCCACGACCACUAUCAGGAGAAAUGCCGAGAGGAGGUGAUGGAUCUGAUGCAAGGACGAGAAGAGCAAGACAUGGAGUGGGAGGAUCUGUCCAACCUUCCCUUCACCACCAUGUGCAUCAAAGAGUCUCUGCGGCUGCAUGCUCCCGUGCAGGCUGUGUCCAGGAAGUACACGCAGGACAUGACCCUGCCAGGGGAUCACACGGUACCAAAGGGUGUCAUCUGUUUGGUCAGCAUUUAUGGAACACAUCACAACUCUGCUGUUUGGACAAACCCACAUGAGUUUGAUCCGCUGCGUUUCGACCCCACAAACACAGAAGGGCGAGCUUCUCACUGCUUCAUCCCCUUCUCCUCAGGCCCCAGGAACUGCAUUGGUCAGAAGUUCGCCCUGGCGGAGCUGCGAGUCGUCGUGGCGUUGACCUUGCUCAGGUUUCGUCUGACCUUGGGAGUGAAUCCUGCACGUGGGGCCGGCUCCGGAGUCCGCCGUCUCCCCCAGCUCGUCAUGCGCGCCGAGGGAGGUCUGUGGCUGCAGGUGGAGCCUCUGAUAAAGAACCAAGAGGAGGAGUUGCAGGAUGAAUGAUCCAUUUGGAAGACAAAAGUCCACUGUUUCUAAAUGCAUUUGCAGUUUGUUUUGCACGAUGUUAUUUGUCAAGACACAUGAUUAUUUUAUUCAAAUGUUAAAAUCUAAACUAAUAAAAUGUAUUGCAGUAUUGUAUUGUUCAUAUUACUCAGCUAAUUGUUUGUAUAUAUUUUUUUUAAAACAUUCUGCAGGGAGUACAAGAAAGUAAAAGAAAGUGGAACAUGUGUAGGGUAGGAGGGCAUAAAUAAAUGUUGCAUUGUUUAAAUUAUUUCAUGCCUGUAAGUUACACUCUAUGUUUAAAAAACAACAACAACAAAUUAAAGACAUCUUGUGAAAACAGUCAAACAAAUUACUGCAUGGAAAUCAAAUGAUGCACAAACUGCUUUUAUUAGUUUUAUACAUAUACUUCAUCUAUUAGGUAACGUUACAUUUAAACGUGCUGUAAUUAAACAAAGGAGCUAAUUGAUUUUCCUCUUUCA